Messenger RNA from Coffea eugenioides, 1858 nucleotides. RefSeq names its product berberine bridge enzyme-like 18. Lineage: Eukaryota; Viridiplantae; Streptophyta; Magnoliopsida; Gentianales; Rubiaceae. The transcript has a single exon. The coding region runs from base 1 to 1608 and encodes 535 amino acids. The record is from RefSeq and is a predicted model, not a curated record. Gene Ontology annotation, molecular function: FAD binding; oxidoreductase activity.
AUGGUGACUUCCCGCAGUUCAUUGUUUUCUCAUUUCUCAUUUCUCAUACUUGCAUUAGCCAUCCUACAGGCUGACGCAUCAAGAAUUCAUGAUGAUUAUCUAAAAUGCCUACAAUCUCAAAACUCAGACUCCAUAUCUACCAUUGCUUACACCCCAAGAAACACAUCAUAUGCAUCCAUAUUGCAAUCCACAGAGCAAAACUUACGUCCCGCAUCAACCUCUCUAUUCAAGCCAACUCUCAUCCUUACACCACUUCAUUCAUCUGAGAUCCAGGCAGCAAUACGCUGUGCCAAGAAACAUGAAAUUCAAAUCAGAGUCCGGAGUGGUGGACAUGAUUAUGAGGGUCUUUCCUAUGCUUCAACAAGCCCUUUUGUCAUUGUUGAUCUUAGAAACAUUAGCUCGAUAUCAGUUGACAGGGAAAAUCGUACGGCAUGGGUUGAAGCAGGGGCAACUCUUGGCCAACUUUAUUACAAAAUCGGUGAGACAAGUAGGGAACUCGCAUUCGUUGCUGGUGCUUGUCCCACAGUAGGCGUUGGAGGACACUUCAGUGGAGGAGGCUAUAGCAUGUUGUCACGUAAAUUUGGGUUGUCAGUUGAUCAUAUUAUUGAUGCCAAAAUUAUUGACGUGAACGGUCAAAUUUUGGAUCGACGGUCUAUGGGUGAGGAUCUAUUUUGGGCAAUCAGAGGAGGUGGUGGAGCAAGUUUUGGGAUCAUCAUUGCAUGGAAAGUAAGUCUUGUUUCUGUUCCUGAAAAGGUAACAGUUUUCAAUCUAACCAAGACAUCGGAUCAAAAUGCCACUCAGCUAGUAUAUCAGUGGCAACACAUUGCAGACAAGAUUGAUGAAAAUUUACUAAUUAGGCUCUUCAUAUCGAGUUCCACUUCUCCCCAAACCGGAAAGAAAUCCAUAGUAGUUUCAUUUACCUCUUUGUUCGUCGGUGGAAUUGAUCAGCUCCUUUCCUUGAUGCAAAAAAGCUUCCCAGAGCUGGGAUUGGCAAAAGAAGAUUGCAUUGAAAUGAGCUGGCUCGAGUCCACAGUCUACUUUGCCAACAUUCCAGGAGCUGCAUCAGUUGAGGUCCUUCUGGAUAGGAAUUCGUCCAAGUCAUAUUUCAAAGGAAAGUCAGACUAUGUAAAGAAACCAAUUUCAGUAAAAGGUCUUGAAGGAUUAUGGAAAAGGCUUUUUGCAGAAGAAGAAGAAGACAUGGAGGCACAUUUCCAGCUACAGUUUAGUCCUUAUGGAGGAAUGAUGAGUGAAAUCUCAGAAUCUGCAACACCUUUCCCUCAUAGGAGAGGGAACAUUUUCAUGAUUCAUUAUGCAGCGGCAUGGGACAAAAAAAGCAAUGCAGAAUCCAAAAGACAUCUGAAUUGGACAAGAAGAAUUUACAGCUACAUGGCUGCCUAUGUAUCAAAGUCUCCAAGAGCUGCAUAUUUGAAUUAUAGGGAUCUUGACUUGGGAGUUAAUAAAAUCAAAGGCAAUACAAGCUAUAAACAAGCUAGCAUUUGGGGAACUAAAUAUUUCAACCAAAAUUUUGACAGAUUGGUACAUGUGAAGACUAAAGUGGAUCCAAGUAAUUUCUUCAGAAAUGAGCAAAGCAUUCCACCGCUGUCAUAAUGGUGGUAGGUAUAUUGAAGGACCAAAAAAAUAGAGUUUGUUUAUGGUUAUUUUCCUUUGCUCUUUUUUUUUUUUUAAAUGGUUCAUGGUACAAUGCGAAAUAAAUAAAAUUAUUGCUUUUAGAAUAUUAAUGAUCUGUACUACACAGCAAAUCUUUUGCCGUUGCUCUAGCUUCAAUUUUCCUUGUGAACGCAGAGAGGAAAUAAUCUUUCUUGGUUCUGAUUAGAUUUAAAUUCGUAGUGCUGUUAUG